Molecule: messenger RNA, 867 nt
Organism: Pseudozyma hubeiensis SY62
Lineage: Eukaryota; Fungi; Basidiomycota; Ustilaginomycetes; Ustilaginales; Ustilaginaceae
Exons: 2
Coding region: 1-867 (288 amino acids)
Biological process (GO): intracellular protein transport; SNARE complex disassembly
Cellular component (GO): SNARE complex; vacuolar membrane
Molecular function (GO): soluble NSF attachment protein activity; syntaxin binding
Source: RefSeq, a predicted model, not a curated record
AUGUCGACGUCGACACCAGAAGAACUCCUCCGCAACGCCGAAAAGAAGGCAUCCGCUUCCGGCGGUUGGUUCUCCUCCGCCACCUCCAAACAGGAGGAAGCCGUGGAACUCUUCAAAGCUGCCGCCAACAAGUUCCGCAUCGCCAAUCGAUUCGAAGAGGCCGGAAACGCCUACAUGCGUGCCGCCGAGACUGAGAUCAAGACCGGAGAGAAGGACUACGCCGCCAACACGUUCUUCGAAGCCAACAAGUGUUUCCGCAUGAGUCGACCCGAGCUCGCUGUCGUAGCUCUCACCCGUGCGAGGGAGAUUCUCAUCGAGCGGGGCAGGUUCAGACAGGCAGCGGAUAGGGAGAAGGCGGUAGCGGAGCUGUACAAGAACGACGCGAACGAUCCGGAGAAGGCGUUGGAGGCGUACGAACAGGCGGCGAGUUGGUAUCUGCAGGAAGGAGCGAAUGCUACCGCCAGCGGGUGUUACAGGGAAGCAGCCACGUUGGCUACCGAUCUAGGCAGAUUCCCUCAAGCCAUCGAGAGGUGGGAACAGGUGGCGAGCAUGUCCUUGGAAAGCAACCUGACAAGAUACAGCGUCAAAGACUACUACCUGAACGCUGGAAUGUGUUACCUCGCUAUCCCAGACUACGUAGCAGCAGUGCGCGCAAUGCAGUUCUACGCGGAACAGGACGCAAGCUUCCCGACCACCAUGGAAGGUCGUUUCCUCCACUCGCUCGUCCAGGCCUGCGAAGAGGGCGACCUGCAAACCUUCGACGCCCGCGUACAGGAGUACGACCGCACCAAAAAAAUCCAAGGCUGGCAGGCUUCGCUACUCAGAGCCGUCCGUAAGGGCAUUCAGGACGAACCUGACCUGUCCUAG